Phycodurus eques (leafy seadragon) is the source of this 1380-nucleotide messenger RNA. Its product is annotated as dendritic cell-specific transmembrane protein. The record is from RefSeq and is a predicted model, not a curated record. Gene Ontology annotation, cellular component: membrane. The coding region runs from base 1 to 1380 and encodes 459 amino acids. The transcript is spliced from 2 exons. NCBI's taxonomy places the organism in Eukaryota, Metazoa, Chordata, Actinopteri, Syngnathiformes, Syngnathidae.
AUGAUCACCAAGGGCUUGCUUGACAUGAGGAUUUUGGCUGUGGAUGUUUUCAUCAGUGGUAACAGAGAGGGCUUGAAGAGAACCACCAUCCUCCUCCUCAUAUGUGUCUUCCCAAGCCUCUUCGUCAGUGCCUUGCUUCUCCUGUAUCUCCUCUAUACUCUGACUUGUGACCCCGCAGUGUCUGGGGGGAUCGCUGCCCUCCAUGGGGUGGUGUUGACAUUUGCCCUCUUCUUUUCGCAGAGAGUACGAUGCUUGUUCACACUAUUUGUCGUAUCUAUUUUCACCAAGAAGACUCGCAGUCUGCUGCUCACCGCUGGGACAAGUGUAGUUGUCCUUGGGAAUAUUCACAACACUUUGGAGAACCUCACAGGCUUGGUCAGGAGCAUGAUUUGUAACCUGAGGGCCAAGAAGGCAUCGGUCAUUGCGCCCUUCAGAAAUUACGUGGACAUGUUGAAAUGGCUGGCUAACAUAUUGCAAGGGGUGACGGACUUCGGAGUGGUCAACCUGGACUCCCAGCUCAACAUUUCACCCAAGGUGGACUUGGAACAUUUUAGGGAUCGACUCACCCAAGCAGAACUAAAGCUUAAUCAAAGUGUAAAAUAUGCAGUGACCUUUAUAAACACAGUCUCCUCUGUGAAGGAACGUGUUUAUCCGACCAUCAGCUUCCUGGUGCUCGUGAUCUUUAUAGCCUCACACGUAAGAAAUUACUGCAGCGACACGAAGUACAAAAAUCAUUUUAUCAGCAACAAAUUCAUUCAUUUUGACAAGAAGCAAAAGGAGGAAGGAAAGCAACAUGUGCUUCCGCUCACGUCAGAGGAGGAGAAGCUUUACCCCUCUCUCCCUUCCCUCCGUCCCAUUGCGCAGGAAGGAAAAGCGCUGUUCAAAUUCGGCUUUCCCAUCAUCUCCCAUUUGGUUGCUUGGGUCAUAUUUAUAACUGUGGAUGCCUUGUUGUACUGUUUUGUUGCUAUAAUAACAACCAAGCUAUCAGAGAUGGAACCAUUCCACGUCCCUCUGCUUUUGAGCCUCAAAGGUGUUGUGACCUUAAUUGGUGUACAGUUGGGUGAGGAGAACCACCAAAAGGACUUUUCUUAUUCUGUGACACUGUUUGAGAAGCAGUGCCUCCCCAAACCCAAACUGCUGCUCAACAACUCUGUCAUCCCACUGGCUGGAAUCCUGCUGACCUUGCUUAUUAUGGCCCCAGUGGCGGCCAAGGUAGUCCAGAUCAGGCUCAUGGUGUGUGAGAGAUUCUACUCCACUGCUGCAGAGGAGAGGAUCAAGUACUUGCACGCCAAAAUUUUGAGGAAGAGGUUAAAAAGGACGAGGGAGAAAGAAAACAGCAAUAGUUUUACAGCACUCAUCACUAAGGUAUGGGUCACAUAA